CCCAUUUUUCUUUCCAUUUGAUACCCGUCAAAUGCUGUUUUAUGUAACUGCUUUUGAUCGUGAUCGAGCCAUGCAAAGACUACUGGAUACUAAUCCAGAAAUCAAUCAAUCAGAUUCUCAGGAUAGCAGAGUGGCACCGCGACUGGACAGGAAAAAACGCACUGUGAACAGAGAUGAGCUGUUGAAACAGGCAGAAUCUGUGAUGCAGGAUCUAGGCAGUUCAAGAGCCAUGUUGGAAAUCCAGUAUGAGAAUGAAGUUGGCACAGGCCUAGGCCCCACACUAGAGUUCUAUGCACUUGUAUCUCAGGAACUACAGAGAGCAGACUUAGGCCUUUGGAGGGGAGAAGAAGUGACUUUAGCCAAUCCAAAAGGAAGCCAGGAAGGUACCAAGUACAUCCAUAACCUUCAAGGCCUUUUUGCGCUUCCUUUUGGUAGAACAGCCAAGCCAGCUCACAUUGCAAAAGUUAAAAUGAAGUUCCGCUUUCUGGGCAAACUAAUGGCCAAGGCAAUCAUGGAUUUUAGACUGGUGGACCUUCCUCUUGGACUUCCUUUUUAUAAAUGGAUGUUACGACAGGAAACUUCCUUGACAUCACAUGACUUGUUCAGUAUUGAUCCAGUGGUAGCCAAAUCAAUAUAUCACCUUGAAGAUAUUGUAAGACAAAAGAAAAGACUUGAACAGGACACAACACAGACCAAAGAAAGUCUACAGUAUGCAUUGGAGGCUUUGACUAUGAAUGGCUGCUCAGUGGAAGAUCUGGGGCUGGACUUCACACUUCCUGGAUUUCCUAAUAUAGAACUGAAAAAAGGGGGAAAAGAUACACCAGUCACUAUCCACAAUUUAGAGGAGUAUCUCAGAUUGGUUAUAUUCUGGGCACUAAAUGAAGGUGUUGCCAGACAGUUUGACUCAUUCAGAGAUGGAUUUGAAUCGGUCUUCCCCCUCAGUCAUCUUCAGUACUUCUAUCCUGAGGAGCUGGAGCAGCUCUUGUGCGGCAGUAAAACAGACACUUGGGAUGCAAAGACUUUAAUGGAAUGUUGCAGGCCAGAUCACGGUUAUACACACGACAGUCGAGCAGUGAAGUAUCUCUUUGAAAUUCUCAGUAGCUUUGAUAGUGAGCAGCAAAGACUGUUUCUUCAGUUUGUGACAGGUAGCCCCAGACUGCCUGUAGGAGGCUUUCGAAGUUUGAAUCCUCCGUUGACAAUUGUACGCAAGACAUUUGAGUCUACAGAGAAUCCAGAUGAUUUCUUGCCCUCAGUAAUGACUUGUGUGAACUAUCUCAAAUUGCCGGACUAUUCAACUAUUGAGAUAAUGCGUGAAAAACUCUUGAUAGCUGCAAGAGAAGGGCAGCAGUCAUUCCAUCUUUCCUGAUCACAAUGACAAAUGCAAUGUCUGCCUGUUACAGCAAAAGAGAAACUCAUGAUUCUUUUCUAAAUAUUAUCACCUGAGUCAAGGAAACGUGUUACGCCUUCUUGUUGUAGAAAAACGGCUUGCAGAUUAUAAACAAAGACACUUGGUUGAUAUUCGUUAAAGGCCCCUAUGGACUUAAAGUGAUCAGGCCCUAAAAGUUGUUGUGACAAGGUUUCUUUAGCAAGUUCUUGUUUAAAUUAUCAUUUAUUUGAUGAGUGAAGUUUUUAACUUGCUUUGCUGUGUGAAAUUUAAAAAGGGAUGUUUUUCCAGGCUGGAACAAUAAAUGUCGCUGUGCAGUUUAA
This is a messenger RNA of Fulmarus glacialis (Northern fulmar), 1707 nucleotides long. Its product is annotated as E3 ubiquitin-protein ligase TRIP12-like. NCBI's taxonomy places the organism in Eukaryota, Metazoa, Chordata, Aves, Procellariiformes, Procellariidae. The transcript has 10 exons. Gene Ontology annotation, cellular component: nuclear speck. Gene Ontology annotation, molecular function: ubiquitin protein ligase activity. The annotation marks the transcript as partial. Gene Ontology annotation, biological process: DNA damage response; proteasome-mediated ubiquitin-dependent protein catabolic process; protein polyubiquitination. The record is from RefSeq and is a predicted model, not a curated record.